AUGGUCUAGGGAUAAAUGUCUAGGGUAGUGCAGGCCGGCGAGUCUUGGCAGCCCUGCACCUUCAACCUCUACCACUCGAUCAGUCCCUCCACCACCGCCAUGUUGGGAGCCGUCUCUCGGGCCUGUUCUUCCGUGCUGAGGGUGGCCAAGCCCGCCAUCGCCGCCAACAACCUCCAGCAUGUAACCGGCAGAACCCUCCCCACCCUGUUCCCGGCACACCGCCAGUAUGCUGCCAAGGCCGAGGCUGCCACCCAGACUGGCGUGGCCAACGGCAGGAUUGUGGCAGUCAUUGGUGCCGUGGUGGACGUACAGUUUGAUGGAGAGCUGCCGCCCAUCCUCAACUCCUUGGAGGUGGAGAACCGCUCCCCAAGGCUGGUGCUGGAGGUGGCCCAGCAUCUGGGAGAGAACACUGUGCGUACCAUUGCCAUGGACGGUACCGAGGGUCUGGUGCGCGGCAAUGCUGUGAGGGACACUGGAAGCCCCAUCUCCAUUCCCGUCGGGCCCGGAACAUUGGGACGCAUCAUCAACGUUAUUGGAGAGCCUAUUGAUGAGCGUGGCCCCAUCCCCACCGAGCACUUCUCUGCCAUCCACGCUGAGGCUCCCGAUUUCGUUGAGAUGUCUGUGGAGCAAGAGAUCCUGGUGACUGGCAUCAAGGUGGUGGAUCUUCUUGCCCCCUACUCCAAGGGUGGAAAGAUUGGUCUGUUUGGUGGAGCUGGUGUGGGCAAGACUGUACUGAUCAUGGAGCUGAUCAACAAUGUCGCCAAGGCUCACGGUGGUUACUCCGUGUUCGCUGGUGUUGGUGAGCGCACCCGUGAGGGCAACGACUUGUACCAUGAAAUGAUUGAGUCAGGUGUCAUUUCCCUGAAGGAUGACACCUCCAAGGUAUCGCUGGUGUACGGCCAGAUGAACGAGCCCCCAGGUGCCCGUGCCCGUGUGGCCCUGACUGGCCUCACAGUCGCUGAGUACUUCCGUGAUCAGGAGGGACAGGAUGUGCUGCUCUUCAUCGAUAACAUUUUCCGCUUCACCCAGGCUGGUUCUGAGGUGUCUGCCCUGUUGGGUCGUAUUCCCUCUGCUGUGGGUUACCAGCCUACCCUGGCCACUGACAUGGGUAGCAUGCAGGAGCGUAUCACCACCACCAAGAAGGGCUCCAUCACCUCUGUGCAGGCCAUCUACGUGCCUGCUGAUGACUUGACUGACCCUGCCCCAGCCACCACCUUUGCUCACUUGGACGCCACCACUGUAUUGUCUCGAGGCAUUGCUGAGUUGGGCAUUUACCCUGCUGUGGAUCCUCUUGACUCCAUCUCCCGUAUCAUGGACCCCAACAUCAUUGGCCACGAGCACUACAAUGUUGCACGUUCUGUCCAGAAGAUCCUCCAGGACCACAAGUCCCUGCAGGAUAUCAUUGCUAUCUUGGGUAUGGAUGAACUGUCUGAGGAGGACAAGUUGACUGUGGCCCGUGCUCGUAAAAUCCAGAAGUUCCUCUCCCAGCCUUUCCAGGUUGCUGAGGUCUUCACUGGCUAUUCUGGAAAGUUCGUCUCUCUUGAAAAGACCAUCGUUAGCUUCAAGGAGAUCCUCGCCGGCAAGUAUGACCACCUACCUGAAGCUGCGUUCUACAUGCAGGGUGAUAUUCAGGAUGUGCUGGACAAGGCAGAUCAGCUUGCAGCCCAAGGAAGCUAAACAGGAACAUAAUAUUUAUGUACAGAGUGUUGCAACGUUCCAUUAACCAUACUAGGUGUCGAGCACUUAAGGAGAGAAGCUUAAGAUAAUGGCAAACCUCGGAUAUCCUAUGGAGGAUAUUAGUGUUGUACAGAUUCCAAUGAAAAUGUAAAUUUAUAUAAAUAAAUGUUAAAAUCAAAGUUAAUUUGGCUCCCCUUUCAUCCCAGUUGUCUUGCUGUCAACUGAAAGGGGUGAGUAGCAUAGCUAAAGUUAUGGCACCAAGUAACUAGACGUUCUCUGGUUACAGAGUGAGGACUAGACAUGAAAUGUGACCCUCUGCCAACCUCAUUCCCAUUGGUCUGUCUUGGAACUGGUAUCUGCUUUUGUUCAGUGUUGCUUGUCCCAUAGGGGAUAGGCACAUGGUUGUGUUGAGUAUAUCUUAGGUAAGGGGACUCAUUUCAAUGGGUGAUAUCCUCAUAUGACUUGUUCUCAUUUUGAAUACUUGAAUUAUUCGGGAAAUAGGUAAUACUACAUUGCAGUGUUGCCCUUCAGCUUCCAAGGAAUGCCUUGGCAAGAGAAAUUCUUUAUAUGGGCCAGCAGCCCAUUGACCAUCCCUCCCCCUAUCCAGCAGUACAUGCACCAAUAUUUCCCUUGUCCACCAGUCCCUCUGGCAUUCAUCUCCUGUUCACAAGUCAGCUGUCCAUCCAUCAUUGCUCCAUUUGUCCAUCAGUCCAGCCUUCAUCCUGCCCCUAUCCAGCAGUACCCCACUAUGUGUAUAUAUAUGACUGCCAGCUAUUGUUGGCUGAUAGUCUAGUGGAAAGUUCUGCUUCACUUUCACUUGACUUGUUAAUUGACCACGAGGACCAUUACUACCGUAGCUCAACCCAAAACCCUAAUAUUUCUACUAGCAAGUGCUGCCAUGUGCUCACCACCAUUUCAUCCAAAAAUUAUUUGAACCCGUCAACAUGCUUAUGGCCACCAAAACAGUAAGAGAAUUAAAGACCAUGAGGUCAACUGUGUCAGUAAUUUGAAGCAGGACAAGUACAAGCAGGUAGCCUCUACUAGCCUGAGCCCAAGCACUUCACUGCUCACCAAGACAUGAGACUCGGGAUAGUAAAGAUGGAGAGCACUUUGGUGGUGUGGAUUGAAGACUAGACACAGCCAAAUAAGUGGGCUAUGUAAACUUGUUUCAAUAAAAAUACUACAAGAAUAA
Messenger RNA from Eriocheir sinensis (Chinese mitten crab), 2869 nucleotides. RefSeq names its product ATP synthase subunit beta, mitochondrial (gene ATPsynbeta). Gene Ontology annotation, molecular function: ATP binding; ATP hydrolysis activity; proton-transporting ATP synthase activity, rotational mechanism. NCBI's taxonomy places the organism in Eukaryota, Metazoa, Arthropoda, Malacostraca, Decapoda, Varunidae. Bases 16 to 1677 code for a protein of 553 amino acids. Gene Ontology annotation, biological process: proton motive force-driven mitochondrial ATP synthesis; proton transmembrane transport. The record is from RefSeq and is a predicted model, not a curated record. The transcript is spliced from 7 exons.